AUGGCCCCAAACAUUCCUUCUGACAAGCCCGUUUCUGUUCUCCUUGCUGAAGCGUUUCGAAUCCCUCAAUAUGCCCAGGAUGAAGAACCUGCACCUACCCCCAUCAAUACAUCCCUCUUCACGGAAUCUCAAAUCAACAGUUUGAGAGCUAGAGCCAGGAUCAUGAACUACGAGCUUCAAUCGCCCUUUCAGGCUCCUGAAGCUCCUCAUGAAGAAUCAGUUACUGACAUCAAUCUAGCUAACCUUCGUUUCAAUCGCCUGACCCUUGCUGGCACGCUCUCUAUCUACAUCGAGAAAUUCCCUGGAGAUACUCCGGAAGACCUUCUAACCACCUUUGGUGUCCACGCGGAAAACAACAACAUCCCAGAUAUUCGCAUUCUUUCUCAUAUCCUCGAACUACUGUUGAAAGAAACAGAGUGGCUUGAGAUAAACAUCCUCGGAAACGAUCCAGUACAACUUCGGAAAUUCAAACGUGAAGAAAACAGCAAGAUGGGACGAGAAAUUAGGAGUUUGAGAGCCUUGGUCGACUCGUACAGCCAGAUCAAAGAAGAGCUUCGUCAAAAGCACGGUAUCAUCAUGGCACCGAUUAGAUUACCAGCACAUUUCGAUGAAUUUUAUGGGAAUGAUGACGAUGACGAUGACUACGACGAGACGGACGACGAAUUUCAAGGAGAGGAGCAUGACGAUGAAAACGUCGAUGAAUGUCACGCCUCACUUGGAUUUCCCCAAGAUCAACAGUCAUACGAACCUUUCUUUGACCAAGUCUCACUUAAAUCUUCCCAGGAUCAAGAGUCAUCCGAUUUUUCCCUUGAUCAAAUCUCACUCGAAUCUUCCCAAGAUCAAGAAUCUUCCGAGUUUUCAGAAGACAUUUUCUACGACGCGGAAUCAUCAUCCGAAUCCUCACAAGAAAUUUCCGAUGAAAAAGAAUCAUCAUCCGAAUCAUCCAACGGAUCAGAGAAAUCCGAGAACAUCAAAGUCAACCAACUUAACGCCAGGAAGACUAGAAUCUCGGUAUUGAUCAAGACCCAGGAUACCAAAGUGAACCAACUCGGAGCUAGGAAGACCAGGAUCCCAAUCAAGACCCAGGACGUCAAGGUCAACCAACUUAAAGCCAGGAAAACUAGAAUUCCAGUAUUGAUCAAGACCCAGGACACCAAAGUGAACCAACUCGGAGCUAGGAAGAGUAGGGUCCCGAUUAAGACCCAGGACAUCAAGGUCAACCAAUUCGAAGCCAGGAAGAAUGAGAUUCAAAUCAAGACCCAGGACGUUGACGAUAAACCUCUCCUCGAGCCCAUAGACAACAUUGAUACAGUCGAAGAGGCCAACGACGAGCUUCCCCCCAAGUCUAUUGAAAAGACCGGCAUAUUUGAAGAAGCCCCAGGCCUCCUCCAACAACGAGAGAGAGCUGAAUCGAACUUCAAAUUAUUCCCACACAUUAUGACUCUAGCUAUUGGUAUUGCCAUUGGUGUCGGCUUCAACUUCCUGUUGAAGUAG
Messenger RNA from Orbilia oligospora ATCC 24927, 1494 nucleotides. RefSeq lists its product as uncharacterized. Lineage: Eukaryota; Fungi; Ascomycota; Orbiliomycetes; Orbiliales; Orbiliaceae. Bases 1 to 1494 code for a protein of 497 amino acids. The record is from RefSeq and is a predicted model, not a curated record. The transcript has 2 exons.